AGUGUGUUUGUUUCUGCCGCUCAGGAAGUAGUGAGUGAGUGAGACACAAGUUCCAGUAAACUGCUGCUAAAACCCUCAGAACACUCAAGAAGAUGGACAACGAUUCAAUCGACAGUUUGAUCCUGAAGCUGCACGAUGUGGACGCGGUGAAGUUUGGAGAGUACAAGCUAAAGACCGGAAUGAUGACUCCUAUUUACAUCGACCUGAGAGUGCUCGUGUCCCACCCAGCGCUCAUGAACCAGGUUUCAAGUCUCAUCUACCAGCGUGUGCAAGAAGAGGGGCUGCAGUUCGACAAUGUGUGUGGGGUUCCAUACACAGCUCUGCCUUUGGCCACAAUCAUCUGUUCAAGAAAUGAGCUACCUAUGCUUAUCAGAAGGAAGGAGGCCAAGGACUAUGGAACCAAGCGUCUGGUGGAGGGUUCAUUCCAAGAGGGGGAUACAUGUCUGAUCAUUGAAGACACAGUGACCAGUGGCACCAGCAUCCUGGAGACUGCUGAAGUGCUCUACGCAGGAGGACUGAAGGUGACAGAUGCUGUAGUCCUGAUGGACAGAGAGCAAGGUGGCGUAGCGAUGUUAGCUUCUCAGGGAAUCAAACUCCAUCCGAUCAUCUCCAUGUUUAAGCUGCUCAAUGUGCUGCUGGCAGCUGAACGCAUUGACGCCCAAACCGCCCAGAGUGUCCGCAAGUUCAUCUUGGACAAUAACACUUUCAGCUCCAAAAAGGAGAACGGCAAUGGAGUUUCAGCCACGAAGAAGCAACGUCUAGAGACAGAGCUGAGCUAUGGAGACAGAGCCAAACUACCAGAUGUUCACCCUUUAGCAUCAAAGCUUUUAAAGAUCAUGGAGGAGAAAGAGUCCAACCUGUGUGUGUCUGCCGAUGUGACAAGCAGCGAGGAGCUCCUUAAGCUGGCAGACUCUCUAGGCCCAAAAAUGUGCAUGCUGAAGACCCAUGUAGAUAUUUUAAAGGACUACACAGAGGCCUUCAACCAGAAACUGCAGGCUUUGGCUGAGAAACACAACUUCCUCAUAUUUGAGGAUCGAAAAUUUGCUGACAUUGGGAACACAGUGAAGCAUCAGUAUGAAGGUGGCUUGUACCAGAUCUCAUCUUGGUCCCACAUAGUCAAUGCUCAUGCGGUGCCGGGGCCGGGUGUCGUGAAGGGUCUCAGCGCUGUAGGGAAGCCUAUGGGCCGAGGUUGUUUGCUCAUAGGAGAGAUGAGCUCCCAGGGCUCUCUAGCUACUGGAGAGUACACAAAGGCCGUGCUGAAGAUGGCGGAGGAGCACACAGACUUUGUGAUCGGGUUUAUCUGUGGCUCCAAGAUCUCAAAGAGGCCGGAGUUCAUUCAUAUGACCCCUGGGGUGCAGAUACAGGCUGGAGGUGAUGUGUUGGGCCAGCAGUACACCACUCCAGAGGACGUCCUCUUCAACAAAGGCUCUGAUGUCAUCAUCGUUGGCCGAGGCAUCUUGGAGGCUCCUGAUAGGCUGAAGGCUGCUGAGUCAUACAGAAAGUCAGGCUGGGAGGCUUACACCAGAAGACUGAGCAAGACCGACCAAUAGGAGCGAGUUGUUUGUCACCUGGUUGAAUUUCAAAAUGUUUCUUUUACCUUACACUGAUGAGAAGCUCUGUGAAAAAAACUGGAUAUAUGCUUUAAUUUCAGGAGGAACCCCAGUGUGCACAUAGGAGUAUACGUAAACACAAACAGAGACAUUACAAUGCCACAUCUGUACGCACAAGUGUUACCACACAAACACACAAACAUUUACUGACGUUUGUACGUGGUAUCUGGAGACUGAGCCGAUAACAUGUAAAUAUGGGCUUCUGAUUCUAUCCUGUUAUAAAGCUGCUUUGAUAUAAUGACUCCUUCCUGUAUACCCAGCUGCUGUGGUGCUAUAACCAGGUUUUAAAAUUUUGGGGAAAAGGAUUCAGUAUUUCGGUUUUCUUCCUCACCAUGCCAAGUUUAACAUACAUAAUGAAUUAUAUAGAUAGUUUUAUUUUUGUUGAGUGUGACAUGGCUUAUAAACUUCAAAAGUCAUAAAUGGGUUUAAUGGUAUAAGCAGAAAUGGAUGGUACCUUCUACUUCCUGUGUAGAUGGAGCUUUGUUGAUUAAAGAACCAUUCCUAUGCAUGCUUUUGUAUCAUCUCUGGAACAUCAGACUGAGAUCUUUAUUACAAAGAAGAGGGUGUGACUGGUUUUGUUUACUUGUUGUGUUGUGGAUUUGAAUUCAGGCCAUUUCUUGUUUACAAAAUGAACUUUGGGUCAACAAAAGACUGAUGGCUUUUUCUUUGCUUGAUCGUUUGCAGCGACCUGAAGAGGAUGUUACGGUUUGAGGUUGAUUUUCAGCUGGAGAACUCUACAGUUGGUGUUAAAACCACUCAGAUAUUUUAGGUUGUUGCACAUUUAGUCAUGACUGUCCUCCUGUAGUCCAAUGUCUACCGUCCAUAUAGUUUCAUUCAAAAUAAUAAAUACUGUGUUGAGAAACAAUUCCAAAGGGAUAUACUCACUGAGUCAUGAUGUGGAAUAACUAGUGAUGUGAGCGAGCCAGCCUUUUCCACUUCAAUCACCUCACUUAUAAAAGACACAGUAUGAAUACCUUGUGUUUAGAUAGACAAUUAUAUUUGGUUUGUGACACCUCCUUGUAGGAACAGUCAGAAAUAAACACUGCAGCAUUACUGAAAGUAUUCUGUUUGGUGUUCUCUAACCGCAGACUUGUCUUUCUUUCCCUCCAUGUAUUUUCCAUUUUUGAGUAAUAAAAUAAAUGGGACAUGUA
This is a messenger RNA of Notolabrus celidotus (New Zealand spotty), 2761 nucleotides long. RefSeq names its product uridine monophosphate synthetase (gene umps). Bases 93 to 1550 code for a protein of 485 amino acids. The record is from RefSeq and is a predicted model, not a curated record. The transcript is spliced from 10 exons. Gene Ontology annotation, biological process: 'de novo' pyrimidine nucleobase biosynthetic process; 'de novo' UMP biosynthetic process. NCBI's taxonomy places the organism in Eukaryota, Metazoa, Chordata, Actinopteri, Labriformes, Labridae. Gene Ontology annotation, molecular function: orotidine-5'-phosphate decarboxylase activity; orotate phosphoribosyltransferase activity.